UGCAACAGUCCUUUAUAAUAAAAUUCGCAAAAUAAUGCCAGUUCAUCAUAUUGACGUCCAAUCCAAGUGGUGACAGUUCAUCAAAGCUGUACAAAAUUCAAAACCCUUCAGAAAAUUACAAAAAGCAACCAAGUAAUCAGUCAAUGUAUAGUCGAUGUGAUUUCUUCUUUUCUCAUUUUCUUUUUAAUUAAGGGUUAUUAAUCCGCAAUUUUCCGUCAUCAAUUCGUCUUCUUCACCCUAAUUGAGGAUUUAGAACAAGAAAGAUUAGUAGAAAAAUAUUACUGUUCAUCUAUAUAAGGAGGCAACAAAAGAGGAAAUUAAAAUUUGGACUUUUUCGAUUGAUUAAUUUGGAAUUUGACUUAUUCUUUUGUGGCUAUUUGUUAAAUGGCGGAGGAUAAUGUAAGGGGGUUGAUAUUAGCAGUGAGUUCAAGUGUGUUUAUAGGAACAAGCUUUAUAUUGAAGAAGAAGGGUCUACGCCGUGCUGCUGCUAGUGGCACCCGCGCAGGUUUGUCAAACCCUAUAAAGUAAAAUUGAAUUUUGCCCAUGUCUUAUUUUUAGUUGUUUGAUUAUGGGAUUUUCUUGUUCUGAUGAUUGGACUAAGUUUGAAGUUUCUGAAAUUUUUUAUCUUUAUGAUGCCUGAUUGAAGAUUUGAACCUGGCUUUAUAUUUUGCUUUUGAGGGAUAAAAUUGGUCAUCGAUAAUUGAAGUGAAAUGUGGUCUAAUGAUGAGUAUUAUUAACAUUAUAUUCUUGACGUGGUUCUCUUUUUCAGUUAAUUUCAGACUAAUUUGUUAGUUGGUUUGCAUAUUUCAACCUGACUUGUGAAAAUGAUUUCAUGGUCAAAGUAUCUAUUUAGUCUGUUAGAUAGGUGUAAGGUGAUCAUGGAUUGCUGCAUAACUACUUUAUGUAUUUCUUAUAUAGAUAUGAGAAUGCAAAAAAGGAUUAGUGAAGUUGAAUAUAUCUGUUGAGAUGGAUUAUUAAGAAGUAUUGGUUGACCAGAAAUUGUCCCAGUACAAUAAGUAAUUCAUGGUUGGUUAGGAAAGGAUGGAGAUGGCCAUCAACUGCUUUAACUGCCACAUAGUGGGUUGGGGGACAUCUUGGCUGAAUUGCAUAUACCUAUGCAAAAGUGUACUGAAGUUACUGCAUGGCUCAAAAGUAUUCUGAAACCUACCAUGAAUUUCACCGUUAGUGGUGGUGGUAGCCACCGAAAUUGCUGGUCAUCUUAAACCGAUUGCCUCAUCUUAUAGGUAAUCAAGUAUCUAGAUAGCAGAAAGUGCAGCUUCUAAUGGGAUUAGUCUGGUUAUGGUUUAGGAAACAGAAGUCAGAACAACAUAGCAUGUAUCCACUAUCCACCUUUUCUGGUGUAUGGUAGUCUUUAUCUAGACAGCUUUACCUCUCCCAGUAGCAUUGGUUAGAGCAAACCUUUUUACUAGUAGGAAACCUAAGAAAAGUAAUGAAGAUCUGGUAUCUGGUUUUGCAGUAUAACAAACUCAAGUGACGAUUGGAUGCGAGAUGUUUAGGACUGUUAAAACUCUUGGAUCCUGAACUCCUUUUAGUGCUAGGGACAGGAUAGAUAGUUGAGUUGCUUGGGAUUUUGUGAGUAGUCCUUAAGCUAUAAGAGUUAUGGACAAUUACAUUAUUUUCCUUCAUGUUUGGCAUUGUGCCCUUUCUGUGCAACAAACCUUCACCAUACUAUUUCUUCAAUUGAACAAGCUACAUCGUAGGAAUGCAUGCCCAUUGUUUUCCUUCCCUUCCAUAUUAAGCCUUUUAUGUGAAUUAAUUUAAUAAGAAUACCUUCUCUAAUAAGGCAUCCCAAAUUUAGGAUAGUGAGGGAGUUGCUGCAUAUUAAUUAGUCAAGGAAUCUACAAUUCUAAUUAGUCAAGGAAUCUACAAUUCCUAUCUGGUUUCUAUUGCAGGUUUGCUAGAUAUCAUUUCUCAAAAUGGUGGUUAACCCCACUAAAGAAAUGAAAUAACACACCUGUAAGGGGGUAGUCUACUCAUGCUCCUCUAACCAAAGGCAUGUUCUCCCCUUGUAAUUUUCAUUCUAUUGCGUUCCGAUAAGUUUUCCAUCACUUUCAAUCAUUGUUUCACUUGUCAGUAAGUUCUAAUAAGUAUAGUUAUGUUCAGAUCUGUUCAGUUUACUUCUAAUAGGUUAAGUCAUUUUAACCAUGAUAAGCCUGGGAGAGGAGGUGCUAACAUUAGAAGUUGCAUGAACCUCUUAUUCUUCCUGGAUCUUCUGUGCAUGGAUAUGGAGGAUACACUUAUUUGCUAGAGCCACUUUGGUGGGCAGGAAUGACUUUAAUGUUUGUUGGAGAGGCUGCAAACUUUGUGGCUUACGCUUAUGCUCCAGCUGUUUUGGUAACACCACUUGGAGCAUUAAGUAUUAUAAUAAGUGCAGUUUUGGCGCACUUCAUGCUUAAGGAAAGACUUUCAAAGCUGGGAGUACUGGGAUGCGUGUCUUGUAUAGUCGGGUCGGUGGUGAUUGUUCUUCAUGCACCACAAGAGGAAACACCAACUUCUGUUCAGCAAAUCUGGGAUCUGGCAAGUCAACCAGCUUUCUUGAUUUAUGUGGUGGCUUCAAUAUCCAUAGUGGCUGUUUUGAUUUUGCACUUGGAGCCACGCUAUGGGCUGUCAAAUGUGCUUGUUUACUUGGGUAUAUGUUCGUUAAUUGGUUCUUUGACGGUUGUGAGCAUCAAGGCAAUUGGAAUUGCCAUUAAACUCACUCUAGAAGGGACAAACCAGCUUAUAUUUCCACAGACUUGGUUUUUCAUGACUGUGGGAGCAGCCUGUGUCAUCACACAAUUGAAUUACCUGAACAAGGCACUUGAUACUUUUAACGCAGCUAUUGUAUCUCCAAUAUAUUAUGUAAUGUUCACAACCCUAACUAUCAUUGCAAGUGCAAUUAUGUUCAAGGAUUGGUCGGGUCAAGAUGCAAGCAGCAUAGCUUCUGAAAUAUGUGGCUUUAUAACUGUCCUGACUGGAACAAUCAUAUUGCAUGCGACAAGAGAGCAAGAACAAACCAGCAACUCUGCAGAUUUACGAGCCAAUGCAGGAUCUGCAAAUUGGUAUUCUGGUGGAGAGAGUCAAAAACUGGGUGAAGAGGAGCACCUCAUUACAUUGCACAACACAGAUUAUUUCGACUGACGGUCAAGCAUUCUUUCUGUAUAAGAAAAGUUUUAUUCGUUCAUUUUCAUUCAGGAAGCAAAAUUGUGACAGUAGGGUCGAAUUUGUCUAGUGCCGGAAGUUCACUCCGUUCUAUCAACAUCAACACCGGAGUGAAAUUACUCAACAGCUUAUAUUAGUCGAUCUUCAUAAAUCAUGGAUUAUAAUUUAUUAAUUGAUAGCAGAAUUGGGUGUUCAGGCGUUGAGGCAGGAGUGUGUAUAACAAUUUUUUCCUGCUGCUGGACGGGUAGUCUAUACAUCAAUACAUGUACAUAUCCAUUGUAUUAUUUCUGGGGUUCAAAGUUUUCAUUUAUAAAUGGUUUGAAGUAGAAUGCAUGAUAAUUAUAAUGAAAUUUGUGGUGUGCAGUCUGCUAUGAAGUGUCAACUAUAAAUUGUAUCAAGCUUGUAGGUUUUGGCAAAAAAGAAACACGCCAGAAUUGUUCAACUGUUGGAAGAAUUCGAGGUUGAUUGGACCAUCCUCCGUCAUAGAACUCAAAAAGCUCACACAUAUUUAAAUAAUAAAGUGUUAAUGUAAAAGGAUAAAGAGAAUAUAAGAUAAAUAGAAUUACUACAGAUAUUAGUAUUAGUACAUGGAAAUAAAUUAAUUAAAUCAAAGAAACUAACUAAAUUCAUAAUCCGGUAUCAACUUAG
This is a messenger RNA of Amaranthus tricolor (Joseph's coat), 3810 nucleotides long. RefSeq names its product probable magnesium transporter NIPA6. Gene Ontology annotation, biological process: magnesium ion transport. Gene Ontology annotation, molecular function: magnesium ion transmembrane transporter activity. The record is from RefSeq and is a predicted model, not a curated record. NCBI's taxonomy places the organism in Eukaryota, Viridiplantae, Streptophyta, Magnoliopsida, Caryophyllales, Amaranthaceae. The transcript is spliced from 9 exons. Bases 2290 to 3141 code for a protein of 283 amino acids. Gene Ontology annotation, cellular component: membrane.